Molecule: messenger RNA, 339 nt
Organism: Spinacia oleracea (spinach)
Lineage: Eukaryota; Viridiplantae; Streptophyta; Magnoliopsida; Caryophyllales; Amaranthaceae
Exons: 2
Coding region: 1-339 (112 amino acids)
Source: RefSeq, a predicted model, not a curated record
AUGACAUAUAUUCUGCUCUAUAUCGACGACAUCAUCUUAGCCACAUCUUCCGACACUCUUCGGAAAUCCUUCAUAUCUUUGCUCUUUUCUGAGUGCAAAAUGAAGGACUUGGGUCCUUUAAGCUAUUUCUUGGGCAUAGCUGUCACUCGUCACUCAGGCAUGGCUUCCUGCAAGCCUUCUUCCACUACAGUUGACACUAAGGCCAAACCCAGCGCCUCCACUGGUUCUCCUGCUGAUGAUCCCUCUCUUUAUCGCAGUCUUGCUGGUGCCUUAAAGUAUCUCACAUUCACGAGACCAGACAUCUCAUAUGCGGUUCAGCAAGUGUCUUUUCAUGCAUGA